Rhizophagus irregularis DAOM 181602=DAOM 197198 is the source of this 501-nucleotide messenger RNA. The record is from RefSeq and is a predicted model, not a curated record. Lineage: Eukaryota; Fungi; Glomeromycota; Glomeromycetes; Glomerales; Glomeraceae.
UUUCAUCUUAAAGUAGAACAUAAUAUUUCAGAAGUUGCAUUUGAAAAAAUUCUUAAAUCUUUGGAAAUUCCUGGAAUAUCUCUUUUUAAACUUCAAAAACUUCUUGGAAAUAUUAUUCCAAUAAAACCAAUUAUUGUGGAUUGCUGCAUCAAUUCAUGUAUAGCAUUUACAGGUGAACUCAUUAACAAAGAUACCUGUCCAUACUGUAAGGAAUCUCGUUACAAAUUUAAUAAGGUUGCACGAAAAUGUGCUGCUUAUUGGUCACUUAAAGAUUCACUUCAGAUACAAUAUAAAGAUAAAGAUCGUUCAAAGAUACUUCAAUACCGACAUAAUUACACAUCAUCAAAUGAAUACUCUUUUGGUGACCAAAUAGGUGAUGUCUUUGAUGGGGUUCACUAUAAAGCACUAGUUUCUUCUGGAUUGUUUUCAGAUUAUCGAGAUAUUGCAUUAAUGGCAUCUACUGAUGGAUACCAAAUUUUCCGUCAGAAAAGAGAUGAUUGU